AUGGCGGGGAAUGUAGUGGCUUCGGUGCUGUGCAGCGUUCUGUGUAAAACUCCCGUUCAAAGUGCAGGCCUAACGAGCCCUGGCCAGCCGUCAUGCUGCAGUGUGACGCUGCUGCAGGACAGCAAUGAACUGUUUUUCGCUACAGAUGCCGGGCCCGGCGUUGAAGAGGGGCACCAAUGCAGAGUGCCUCUUGGAGAUAUUGUCGCCAUUACGAUGCAUUCGGGACGAGAAGACGCUACAGCUGUGAAGGUGCAGUGUGAGGGAGGAGGCAUCGCUCAGCGGCGACGAAGUGAAUCCACAGGUACUCAGUGCGUCUCCCGCGUGCCGCUCACCUCUUCAGUUUGUUUGGAGUUGUUGGAUGGUGUUGUUGUGGAGAUGAGCGGCAUGCCAACCGCGGAGGUGCCCUCUUUUCUGCACGCCCUGUACAGUGGUUGGCAGAGCGCCAGCAAAGAGGAAACAGUGAUGAAGAAGCAGCAACCAAAACAGGAGGCGGAGGAGGAGGAGGAGGAGACACCACUCUCUCGUUUAAACCGAUAUAUCGCAACCAGGUUUCAUCCGUCCUAUCCAUCAAUUACAAAGCCUCCACCUGUAGCGAUGGCGCUCCAGUCACCUCGGAGUAAUGACGCGGUUGUGAAGAUCGGUGCAUCGGAGCCUGGGCAGGCGAAUAAAUAUGCCACUAUGCUGCAUGAGGGGAAUGACCGCCAACGCUCAGGUGAUGUACGCGUGGACGAACACCAUGGAAAUGUGCUUGUGCACCUCUCCGGUACUGGGGCUGUUGGACAGCAGGAGGCGAAUGUGAUGACUUGGAGCAGUGCAGGCACCUCUCGCGAGCGGAUAGGAGACGACGAGAAGAGCGGUCCUCCGCUGAGCUUUCCAGACCCGUGGCAGCCGGUCAUUCUGCAUCGCCUGCGCAAUACCGGGAAGUCGUCUGCUGAUCCAGGGCCUGGCGUCGAUGAGGGCAACACCGGUAAUGCUGAUGGUAGUGGUGGUGUUGGGAGACGUGAGACAUACUUGCUGAUGAAGCUUAAGGAACGGUCCUCUGAUCUCGAGAAGGCAAAAGCUGAGCUUCGCUUCGCGCGGGAGACAGUGGAGCGCGAGGCGGAGCAACGUCGCCGAGAAGAGCAAACGCUUCUGGAAAACUACAAACACCUGACGUCGGCGCAACGUGCCCUUAUGAACUUUGAUCUCUUGCUGGAGCCUCUCGUCACCGUAGAAGAAUUACGAAAAGAAAAUGGGGAACGCUCUGCGAGCAGAGAUGCAGUCCCAAAUCGAAGACCUUCAGCGUUUUUCAUUCAGCAGCUGUAUGAGCGCUCCGUCCCGCGUGGUAGCCCCGCACCCCAGACACCUCAUACACCCACAUCCGCGUCCCGUCCGGGGGAUGGUGGUGCCCAACACUGCAGCCCGCAGCAGCGACCUGCGGAGGGCAUUGUGGUGGGGUGUGUGUCUGCGUCUGGCCAGGCCUCACGGGGCAAGACCACGCCGGAGGAGGAAAAUCUCAGGCCACCACCGCUUCCACGAAGCCAUCAUGAAUCUGAUACCGUCACUCAGCACCUCCACCUUCCAGCAGGACGGUUGACGCCGCUGCCGCCACCCUCUGCCGAGACAUCCAAAAAUGACCCGCUGCCUCGGCGACCGUCAGAAGCAGCGCCAACCCCAACAGAGAAAUUGCCACCACCACAAACAGUGGGAAAGAUGUUUGUACCACCUCCCCCACCACCUCCGCCGCCACUAGCGGCAAGGAAAAUGCCGGCACCUCCUCCACCACCUCCACCACCACUGUCGGUAAGAUGA
This is a messenger RNA of Trypanosoma grayi, 1791 nucleotides long. RefSeq lists its product as hypothetical. NCBI's taxonomy places the organism in Eukaryota, Euglenozoa, Kinetoplastea, Trypanosomatida, Trypanosomatidae. The record is from RefSeq and is a predicted model, not a curated record. The transcript has a single exon. The coding region runs from base 1 to 1791 and encodes 596 amino acids.